This is a messenger RNA of Penicillium diatomitis, 345 nucleotides long. Its product is annotated as RNA-binding protein. Lineage: Eukaryota; Fungi; Ascomycota; Eurotiomycetes; Eurotiales; Aspergillaceae. The transcript has 2 exons. Bases 1 to 345 code for a protein of 114 amino acids. The record is from RefSeq and is a predicted model, not a curated record.
AUGGCUGACUCCGGGGACAUUGACGAUGAUCUUUUCGCGGACCUCUAUGACGCCGAUGAUUCUACCAACCGUGCUACUUCUGCGGUAGAGGCUCCAAAGCCUGCUGCACAGCAAGUUCCAGACUCGGUCCCGGUGCAACCGCCUGCUCAAGAGACCGUCGCUCCCAGCUACAAUACUUCGUCGAUGGACGCACACCAGAAUCACUCCGCCCCUCAGCAAGACUAUUACUCUGGAGGUCACAAUGGAGUGGACCACAACCAGUCUCAUGGUCAUCACCAUGCCGGGACGCCUCACGCUGAUCACGAUGAUCACAAGGUCGGAACAGGAAUCAAAGAAGAUGGGUAA